UGAGCUCGACUCGAUACAGGAUUAAAAGCGACUUCAGGAUUUAAAGUUCUAUUUUUUAUUGAGCUGCGCUUCGGAAAAGCUUUAUGUUUUGAUACUAAGCGAAAAGGCUCCGACCUGAGAGCGGAGUUAGCGUGUUGUUAUUUUUGUUACCGUGAGGGAGCUGUUAGCUAUGAGCUCGUUAACUCAGCGCAGUUCAGGCCUCGUGCAGAGACGCACCGAGGCCUCGCGCAGUGCCGCCGCUGAUAAGGAGCGCAGCGCGGGGGAGGAGGACGAGCAACACCGCCGAGACGAACAGGACGACGAUGAAAGCGGAGACUCUAAAGAAACCAGACUUACUCUCAUGGAGGAAGUGCUGCUGCUGGGAUUAAAGGACCGAGAGGGCUACACUUCAUUUUGGAACGACUGCAUUUCGUCAGGGCUGCGUGGCUGCAUGCUCAUCGAACUGGCUGUAAGAGGGAGGCUGCAGCUGGAGGCCUGUGGCAUGAGAAGGAAAAGUCUGCUCGCCAGAAAGAUAAUCUGCAAAUCUGAUGCCCCCACUGGUGACGUGCUGCUAGAUGAGGCCUUGAAACACAUUAAAGACACCCAGCCACCGGAGACUGUACAGAGCUGGAUUGAGCUCCUUAGUGGUGAGACGUGGAACCCACUGAAGCUCCAUUACCAGCUGAGGAACGUGAGAGAGAGACUGGCCAAGAACCUGGUGGAGAAAGGCGUCCUCACCACAGAGAAGCAGAACUUCCUGUUGUUCGACAUGACGACACAUCCGCUGACCAACUGCAACAUCAAGCAGCGCCUCAUCAAAAAGGUCCAGGAAGCCGUCCUGGACAAGUGGGUCAACGACCCGCAGCGCAUGGACAAGCGCCUGCUGGCGCUCAUCUUUCUGGCGCACUCGUCCGACGUGCUGGAAAACGCCUUCGCGCCGCUGCUGGACGAGCAGUACGACCUGGCCAUGAAAAGGGUCAGGCAGCUGCUCGACCUGGAGCCCGAGGGUGAAAGCGUGAAGAGCAACGCCAACGAGCUGCUCUGGGCCGUCGUGGCCGCCUUCACCAAAUGAGAACGGUCCAGAGGAAGCGCUUAGAACUUUCGACUGGUCGCUGACAAACAGAAAGGGUCAUAUUGGAAAUGAACAAUAGCUGGACGGAGCUGUUUCGGUUGCCCUUCUCUCACUGAACUCGUUUCCUUUCUGCGUUCUCUACACAGACUCGGUGGGGCCAAAAGAAGACCUGUCUGCCUUUUUCCCAUUUUUUUUUACUCUCAUAUGCUGUCCAGUUUAAUGCAUGGGAGCUCUUUACACCCUGUCUGUCUCCUGUCUGUUGGUCUGUCUGUCUGAACACGUAUGGCAGGAGCAGUCUGUACCUUUGCUAUACUGGACAAGUUGUUUUUUUCUGUUUUAAUACGCGUCCCGGAGAUAUACGAUUGAAUCAGCUCUUUAUUGAUGUAAUAAAUAAUCAAACAGGUAGUAGGGGUGUAAUAAUACACACUGAUUUGGGUUUUAAAACAAUACAUGCUGCAAUUAAAAGCUAAUUUGGAUUCUGUUUGGGUGAUGUAGAACACGUGUGUGGGUUAUUACAGGUUUUAGAUCGUGUCCUAUUCCUUUACACUACUUUAUUACACCCGUUUGUCCGAUUUUCAAAUUUGGGCUGUUACCAAUAGGUCCGUAAGGCAGAUUUUGGGACGGGGUCUUUGUGCUUUGUGUGUGGGUGUGGAUAGUUUUUUUUUUUUUUUUUAAUCACGGUGUAGCAACACGCAUGACAUGACCAGGACUUGUAUAACUACAGCUAUUUGAAGCAGAAAUGCAGACUGGAUUAGCACCAGGUACUCUCUUUAAUCAGUUCUCGUCGGUUAGAGUCACACACUUUAACAUGCUGCUCACGCUAGUAUUUGCACAGCGCUAAUCUUACAGUGCCGCCAUUGCAUUAUACCGGUUUUACCGGUUAUGUUCUCACACACGGGGGGUUUGGUUUUUGUUAUUUGAAUGUUUAUAUUGGUGGUCCAAAUUGAUAUUGAGUAUCAGGAUUAAAAUACCAGACCAGAUUCACUCAUUGUUUUAUGCAUUGAUUAGGUGGAUUAUACUUGUGAAUGUCUGUAUAGACACGUACAUACACCGAUCAGCCAUAACAUUAAAACCACCUCUUUGUUCCUACACACAUUGUCCAUUUUAUCGGCUUUGUAGUUCUACAAUUACUGACUGUAGUCCAUC
Messenger RNA from Trichomycterus rosablanca, 2197 nucleotides. RefSeq names its product golgi phosphoprotein 3a (gene golph3a). Bases 170 to 1051 code for a protein of 293 amino acids. NCBI's taxonomy places the organism in Eukaryota, Metazoa, Chordata, Actinopteri, Siluriformes, Trichomycteridae. Gene Ontology annotation, cellular component: Golgi cisterna; cytosol; trans-Golgi network. The record is from RefSeq and is a predicted model, not a curated record. Gene Ontology annotation, molecular function: phosphatidylinositol-4-phosphate binding. The transcript has 4 exons. Gene Ontology annotation, biological process: retrograde vesicle-mediated transport, Golgi to endoplasmic reticulum; Golgi vesicle budding; Golgi organization.